Molecule: messenger RNA, 905 nt
Organism: Colletotrichum navitas
Lineage: Eukaryota; Fungi; Ascomycota; Sordariomycetes; Glomerellales; Glomerellaceae
Product: zinc-finger domain-containing protein
Exons: 3
Coding region: 192-695 (167 amino acids)
Biological process (GO): mitochondrial electron transport, NADH to ubiquinone
Source: RefSeq, a predicted model, not a curated record
GCAGGUUGAAACCCAGCAGGCUGGGGACCGUGCACAUAGUGGAUCCGGGCUCGGCCGACGGGGCAUCAAUUCUUCCCGGCGAAUGACAGUAGAGGUAAUCAAUUGCUUCAGAACACCAAGCUUCACCAGUACCGUCCUAUCUGGUGAGCCAGACGAACCCCCCUUCGAACGAACCCAAUUGAGCCAGCACCAUGUUGUCGGCAUCCAGACGAGCGACGAGCGCCUUGUCGCGGCAGCUCCGCGUUGCCUCGAGACCAUUUUCCGUGUCGACGACGCUCCGCACCACCGAGAGACCCGCCGUCGUCGAGAAGAACGAGGCGGCGACCCCCCAGGUGGCCGACAACACCGUCCCCGAGACCAUCAGCCAGGCGCCCAACCGAGCCGCGAUCUGGUCGCGCAGCCAGAGGCCCCGUGCCGAGGCCAUGACCGGCCCCCGAUUCGAGCAGACCGACUUCUCCCUCCAGCCGCAACCCUACGCAGCGAUCGAGCUCAUUCACCAGGAGCCGGUGCGGUGGACUCACAAGCGCGUCGUCGAAUGUGACGGCGGCGGCGGCCCUGCCGGCCACCCUAGAAUCUUCAUCAACACGGACAAGCCGGAGAUCUGCACCUGCAACUACUGCGGUCUUCCCUUUGCCAACGAGCACCACCGCGAGCACCUCGAGUCCCUUCCCCAGACCUCUUACCCUCUAGCAUAAAGGUCCAGCUGUGCCGGUGCACGGGUUAGUAAGGUGGUGGCAGCGCAGGGGCGAAAUAGAGCGUCACCCUGGGCUGCGCAGCGGGCUCGCGAUGUUGUGUAUAUAUAGCAGGAUCAGUGCUUCGGAUAACCAUGUUUACAUUUCAAACCGACGAGAAUCUGAGUGAUGUCAGCGCACCGACAUGACUAACUGUGUAGAGGCUCCUCUCCC